Molecule: messenger RNA, 291 nt
Organism: Opisthorchis viverrini
Lineage: Eukaryota; Metazoa; Platyhelminthes; Trematoda; Opisthorchiida; Opisthorchiidae
Exons: 3
Coding region: 1-291 (96 amino acids)
Source: RefSeq, a predicted model, not a curated record
AUGACUACGGUAACCAUGGUAUUAUACCUCAUGUGGUUGGGUGAUGAGUCGAACGAUACAUACGAUAAGCGUUCCGAGCCGAAUCAUCUUCAACCCGAAUACAAGCAGCCCUGGAAUUUCUUCAUGGGAAAUUUCCUGAAUGCCGAAGGUGGCGUGGUCAAAUUGCACAACAUAUGUCCUCCAUGGAAAAUUCGAAUCGAGACAAUAGCAACACGGCGUUUGAAGAUAGCCCGAUGUCGCCUAUUAACUACCGCCACAGCUGUUGACACCUCAGCUAUCGCCAGUAUGUAA